Molecule: messenger RNA, 5848 nt
Organism: Dreissena polymorpha
Lineage: Eukaryota; Metazoa; Mollusca; Bivalvia; Myida; Dreissenidae
Exons: 8
Coding region: 645-4472 (1275 amino acids)
Biological process (GO): regulation of transcription by RNA polymerase II
Cellular component (GO): nucleus
Molecular function (GO): histone methyltransferase activity; protein binding; RNA polymerase II cis-regulatory region sequence-specific DNA binding
Source: RefSeq, a predicted model, not a curated record
UUCAUCUGAAAAAUGUCUGACAUACGAGCGUUCUGUAAAGGGGGCAGGAGCGAUGUUCAACCAUCCGAAAUGGAAAGCACGCAAGCAUUAGAAAAAGGAAAAAACAAAUUUGUCUUCAUUUAUUUAUUUUGUGUUCCUCAUAAAUAAAGUAAGUUAACAUUUCUUCUGUGAUCAGCUGGCAUGAAUAACUAAGUAAGCAGCAUUUUAGCAGUGAUAUAGGAAACAUUGUUAGUCAUAUCAGUCCUUUGCAAUCUUUCUUUCACACAUAUUUGAAGGACAAGUGCAUGUGUUUACAGGACGAGUGAAAAUGUUAAUGCACUUGUCCUGCAGGACGAGUGCAAUUUAUAAAUAUUUUUGUCCCCUGGCACUCGAAUUCGGAUAAGUAAUUCGAAUAAGAAAUAAAACAAUCCACAGGCGUACAUCCAGAAUAUUGUUUAUGUGUAAAAUGGCUGUGAAUAAUACGGGCUGUAAUGCUUAUAUUACAUGUUUUGGCUGUCAUAUGCCCUGUGUAAAUGCUCCGGUGAAUAAAAAGGAAUUAUACAGAUGCACAACAUAUUAAAAGAAUUACACGGACACAGAAAAGUCCUAUUUUGGCGGUCUCCAAAAAGUACAAAAGAAGAAAAGGAGAGGUAGAAUGCAAAACCAUGGAAAGUGACACAGCAAGUGAGAGUGAGAUUAUAAAGACAUUUUAUUCCACAACCCAAACUAGCGGUAACUCUUUAUCGGCUAGGGUAAGUGUGGAGACCUUAAAUUCACACCAAACACUAGAUAACUCUGUUUGUGUCAAAGUCGAGACUGAUGAAUGGUAUACUACAGCUGCUGGUUUUUAUUCUGCGUCUGCCAAAUUAAAACAGAUUCAAGGGGACAAGAUACAUCCAGAUUGCAACAAACAAGAUGGCUUCAAUUUAAUACAUGCACAAACAGGAUGUUUACAGAUGGAUCAAGAUCACACCAAACAAGAUGGCUCCACCUUCGAAUGUCUUAAAUCAGAACAGACAAAAUGUGAAGUUCUGCAUCAAGAUGUCACAAGACAAGCUUACGUCAAUUCUGUAUGUGCCAACAAAAACACAAACGCUAAUUCAAAUGCAUUUACAGCACAAGAUGAGCUCCAUUCUGUAUGUGGGGAGACAAAACAGUUUCUAAAUCUAAAUACAGACCAGAGUCAUUUAACAACACAUGACCCCAAUUCUGUGUGUGGUAAACCUAAACAGAAUAAAAAUACAGAAACAGACAAUGGAAAUAGAACAUCAAAUGAUCACAAUUCCUUAUGUGGGAAAAGAUCUCGGACUUCUCGUUUUAAAACACCCAACAUACUGCGUGUUAAGACUGCACCUUCAAGUCGUUUAGGAAGUGUUUCUUUACUUAAGAAUCUGAUGACUGUGAAUUCUGCUGAACAGCAUCUGCCGAUUCCAAGCAAUUCAUCUCUUCAUGCAAAAGCAAGUGCUCGCACUUCAAAUGUCAAAACAGUUCCAUCCUACCAUUUAAGUCCAUCAGAUGUUUUAAAGGAAGCUGAUGACCGACUUUUGUUGCGAAGUUGGUAUGCCCUGCCCUCCAACAAUCAUAGUGUUCAUGCAAUAGAAGGAAGUAUAAUCGAUGCUAAGCCAGUUAUCUCCAAUCUGGAUUCAUACACUUUACACGGCAAUGUACAGCAUGGGAGUAUUUUAAGCACCAGUUCAGGGUUUGUGCCAUCUGUUGUAUCCCCUUUGGUGCCUCCAGUUGACAGCCAACCUACUGACUCUGCCAAGGAAGGUAAUAUUCCUCUGCCAAGUUGUACACCUCAGAGUUCACAGCCCCAAUACAACCAGCAACAGCAGCCACAACUUGUAACCAGAGUAAAGGCACCGCAAAUAAGGGCCAUAGCGGAACCAGUGUUUGAUGAAAAACAGGAUACUGAUGAUAAAAACCACAAGGAAAACAAGCAUUUGGUUUCAAACGAAUUGCAACUGAGCCAAAUUUGUUCUCAAGAAGUUUUGUUAGAUUCUGAAAAUGGGAAGUUAAUGCAAACUUAUGUACCCCAUUCUGUCUCUGAUGUGACUCCUGUCAUUCAUUGUGCUUCCAAAACUGUGGCAAUUUUUGUAUGCACAUUGCCAGUUCAGGUUUUGCCAACGAGUAUUAGCAUCCCUUCCGUUGUUAGCAGUUCAGUGACAGCUGGCAGUCGUAAAUCCUCUGAUGCUUUGGGUGAAAGGGCUUGUAAAUCAGUUAAAAAGGACGUUCCUACAAAUCAAUCCAUUGGUUUGUCAAGUGAUGUAAUGGAAAGUAUUUACCAAAACGUUGCAAAAUUACCUGUCAAUGCUGUGGAUGUGCCAAUGUUUUUAAUCAGUUGUGAUUCAAAGUCAAAUCAAUCACAAGACAUAUCGGACAGUCAGAGCAAUGGAAUGCCACUCUUUGUAAGUUCAAACAUGGCAGAAUUUGCAGUGACAUCCGAGAUCAAUUCAAAUCUAGCAGCAAAAUCUGUUGAAUCUUCUGAUGACUACAUUGAAAGAAACAAAAGGAAAAGCAAGAGCUGUCAGGCAACUCAUCCGUCGCUGAAGAGGAUUCGAUGUCAAGGUUCGUCCAGAGGUGUAGUCCAGCCAAGGAGUCAUUCAGCAAGAGAGAAUGCUGUGACAAGGACUGUCCCCCUUUUCAUGAAAUCAUCUAAAAUAAAAUUGGACAGAACGGGUGUCCGCGUAAAGAAAGUUAAGAGAAUGAAGAAAGCCAAUACCCCAGAAAAGGACAAGACUGAGUACAGUCUUCAAGAGAGGAACCUUGCCAGCUGUAUGAAUCUGGAACCUCCAGAUAAUGACCAUUUUCUCUACUGUGGAGAAUGCAACAAGGAGUUUGAAGGGGACUGCCCUGUCCAUGGACCCUACAACUACAUACAGGACAAAGAGGUGCAAGAAGGGGACCCUCUUAAAGCCUACCAUACAUUGCCAGAAUGCCUUGAAAUCAAAAGCUCCAAAAAAGUUCGAGCUGGUCUUGGAGUGUUUUCCAAGGUGGGACUGGCAUCCAGGAUCAUGUUUGGACCAUAUAGGGGCGAUAUCAUCACAGACAACCCCAAGUCAGGAUAUUGCUGGCAGAUCUAUAAGGAAGGCAAAGCGAGCCACUUUGUGGAUGCCCAGAACAAAGCCACCUCUAACUGGAUGAGAUACGUGAACUGUGCAAUGAAGGAGGCAGAUCAGAACCUUGUAGCAUUCCAGUACAAAGGAGGCAUCUAUUACUGCACAUUGAAGCCAAUUUCACCAGAAGAGGAACUGCUGGUCUGGUACGGAGAUGAAUUUGCCAGAGAACUUGGUCUUAACCGAGACGAUAAGUGUAAGGUGUGUGGCUUUUUAUGUAAACAUAGUGGUAACUUGAAGACACACAUGAGGAUACAUACAGGAGAAAGACCGUACAAGUGUGAGGUGUGUGGUUAUUCAUGUAGAACAAAAUGGAACUUGAAGGCACACAUAAGGAUACAUACAGGGGAAAGACCGUACAAGUGUGAGGUGUGUGGUUAUGCAUGUAUUGAGAGUGGUACAUUGAAGACACACAUGAGAAUACAUUCAGGAGAGAGACCGUACAGGUGUGAUGUAUGUGGUUAUGAAUGUAACCAGAGUGGUUCCUUGAAGAUACACAUGAGGAUACAUUCUGGAGAGAGACUGUACAAGUGUGAUGUGUGUGAUCAUGCAUGUAGCGGGAGUGAUGCCUUAAAGAGACACAUGAGGAAACAUACAGGAGAGAGACUGUACAAGUGUGAGGUGUGUGGUUAUGAAUGUAACCAGAGUAGUUCCUUGAAGAUACACAUGAGGAUACAUUCUGGAGAGAGACCGUACAAGUGUGAGGUGUGUGGUUAUGCAUUUUACAAUAGUGGUACAUUGAAGACACACAUGAGAAUACAUUCAGGAGAGAGACCGUACAGGUGUGAGGUGUGUGGUUAUGAAUGUAACCAGAGUGGUUCCUUGAAGAUACACAUGAGGAUACAUUCCGGAGAGAGACCGUACAAGUGUGAGAUGUGUGACUAUGCAUGUAACAUUAGUGGUACCUUGAAGACACACAUGCGAAUACAUACAGAAGAAAGACCGUACACGUGUGAUGUGUGUGGUUAUUCAUGUAGAACAAGUAGUAACUUGAAGGCACACAUGAGGAGACAUACAGGAGAAAGACCUUACAAGUGUGAAGUGUGUGAUGAAGCAUUCAAACUGAGUGGUGACUUGAAGGCACACAUGAGGAUACAUACAGAAAAAAAAACGCACAAGUGUGACUUUUGUGGUUAUGCAUGUAAUGAGAGUUGUAACUUGAAAAAACACAUGAGGAUACAUACAGGAGAAAGACCGUACAAGUGUGAGGUGUGUGAUUAUGCAUGUAUCCAUAAUAGUUACUUGAAGACACACAUGAGGAUACAUACAGGAGAAAGACCGUACAAGUGUGAGGUGUGUGGUUAUGCAUGUAACCAUAGGGCUAGUUUGAAGGCACACAUGAGGAUACAUGCAGAAGAAAGAGUGGUCUUAAAUUAAUUAUGCUGCGUGUAAAUCAUAAGUUUAUUUGUAACGAUUUAAAUGUUAUUACUAAUACCUGUGAAUUUUAGUAUGCAAAGUAUUUUGACACAUUUAUGUUUUGAUCAUAGUGUCUUUUUUACAUUUUUCAGACUCGAUUAAGAAGGUUAUAAAGGUUUACAAUGAAUGAUUGACAAUCAUAUUUGAUUUCAUUAUUCUGCCAUUCAAUACUUCAUUUAAAGCCACACACCUUGAAAUGAAAUACAUGGCAUAGUAAAUUUAAGUAUAUAUAAGAGACAUAUUUUAUCUAUGCCAAUUAGAAUAUAUCUGGUGGUUACAAGACAGAAAUCCGUCUCUUUUGCGCUUUAUAACUUAAAAAAUAAUCGCGUUUGUCAAAAUGGACGUAUACGUCUAAAAAUCCUACUUUCGGUUUUAAAAGCGGUACCGUUUGAAAAAUAAUAAAUUACUUGCAAACUAGGCUAUGCAUGUAGAUUUAAUUUUAUCAACCUUAAUAAGAAUAUAUAUGGUUAUUACAAGGUAGAAAACCGUCUUUUUGCGCUUUAAAACUUAAAAAUAUUCGCAUUUAUCGAAAUGUACGUAUACGUAUAGAAAUCCUACUUUCGGUUUUAAAAUUUAAAGAAAUAUAAAUUACUUUGCGAACUAGGCUAGAGAUUUAAUGACAAUUUUGCACACUUUCACAUUGCAUCCAUAUGUAUUGAUUAACAUGUACUUCAAUUCAAGGUGUGUGGCUUUAAAUGUUUAGGAUAUAAAAUGCAAGAAAAUCAUGUCGUAAUGUGCUUAAGGAUACUGUACAACCAUUAAUAUUCCUCAGUAUGAAAUGUUGUAGUGUUUCAAAAAAUGACUAGUUUGCCAAUACUUUAAUUCUCUGGUUUACAUGUAUGAUUUUGAAAAAAAAGGACUUUUCAUCGGCCAUUUUCCGUUUUUUUUUGUAAUACUUGUCUUCAAAAAAUCGUGAUGGAGAGAGGCAGGUAAUUAGGUAGUCACUUUUAUGAUAUACCACAAUUAAAUUUGUCAUUUGUUAUGAGGUUAUAGUAACUGGAUUGUUUUAUUGCAUGAUGCCAAUUAACUAGUUCAUUGUUAUGAUUUGUGAAUAAGUGGGACUGAAAGACUGUGAAGGAAUGCUUGAUGCGACGAAGCUGUUUUCCAAUAUAAAGAAAUUCAAUAACUAUCAUCGCCAAACUGUUUUUAUUUGUUUUGUUAUAAACGUUUCUCAUUGUGAUGUCGCAAUUUUCAUUGACUUAGUUAAGAUUAUUUACUUUAUAUUUAUUGUAUACAUUUGAUAAUUGCAUGUACAAUGCGUAUUUAUGUACUCCAUAACUGUGAUUUCUAUCGAUUGCUGUAAUUAUUGUUUGGUGAAAUAAAUUUACAUUUAUAUA